AUGCGCACAGCAAUUCUGGUGACAGGUGCUGCAGGCUACAUCGGCUCCCAUUUGUGCGUGAAGCUUUUGCAAGCAGGGCAUUUUUUAAUUGCUUUGGACAACUUGGUCAAUUCCAAAAAGGACGAUUUGGAUUUUCUUUUGCUCUCCCUGUCUGAUACCAAGAUUUUGACCAUCUUCCAUGUUGCGGGAUACAAAUCUGUCCCAGAAUCAUUUUCUUCUCCCCUUCUUUACUAUCACAACAACGUGUCUUCUAUAAUCAACUUGCUCGCUUCUUUUUCAAAAUACAAGCAGGCAUAUUCACGCAAUGAUGAUGCUACUUUUAUCUUUUCAUCUUCCGCUGCUGUUUAUGGGCCAAAUGGCCAGCAGAAUGCAGAACUUUCUGAAUCGUCUCCAAUUGAUCCUAUUUCGCCAUAUGGGCGCUCAAAGGCUAUGUGUGAGGCAAUCUUAUCAGAUUAUGCUUCUAGCUCUUCCUUCCCGUUCAAGGUUGUCUCGCUAAGAUAUUUCAAUCCGAUUGGCGCACAUCCCAAAGACUACAUUCACAUUGAAGAUUUGGUUUCUGGGCACGUUUCAGCAAUGGAAAAGGCUCCGUCGCUUUCAAAGGACUUUUCCGCGUUUAACCUCGGCACGGGCAUCGGUUAUACGGUCUUCGAAAUCGGCCCAAGGCGAUUGGGUGAUUUGGAUACCCUUGUGGCCGAUCCUUCUCUUGCUGAGAAUGUUCUCGGCUGGAAAGCAUCGAAGAAUCUUGUGGAUAUGUGCGUUGAUCACUGGAAUUGGGAGUUGAAGUUACUUGCUUCCAUGGCCAAUGUCGAGUGA
Molecule: messenger RNA, 813 nt
Organism: Mitosporidium daphniae
Lineage: Eukaryota; Fungi; Microsporidia
Product: UDP-glucose 4-epimerase
Exons: 4
Coding region: 1-813 (270 amino acids)
Biological process (GO): beta-D-galactose catabolic process via UDP-galactose, Leloir pathway
Cellular component (GO): cytosol
Molecular function (GO): UDP-glucose 4-epimerase activity
Source: RefSeq, a predicted model, not a curated record